CCUUAAUCCUGGAUCACUCACGUGCUCAACCUAUGAUGAUUUCCGCAGAAAUUGACUUCCGACCGUUCCCCGGCCAGAUCGACAAAUCCGACCGUUCCCCGCACAUCCAUCAACGCACUCCAUUAUCCGUGCCAACCCCGGAUGUUCAAUUGCAUUACCCAAAAUCAAUAUGGCCCCAUCAGAAGAGGUAGAUCACGACGUGACUCAAGCACGCGCGUCUAAAAGACGUCGCGUCGCGGUCGCCUGCGAUGCAUGUCGAACGCGCAAGUCCCGCUGCGACGGCGUGAGACCGCAAUGCUCGCUAUGUCGAGAUCUGGGGUUUGAAUGUGUGUAUACACCACCACCGACGGCGACGAAUGUUAUUGUGCAGAAGGAUUAUCUGCAUGGGCUUGAAGAGAGGGUCAAGAGGUUGGAAGAGGGCAUGGUGGGUGUUAGAGGGGAGAUUGAUGGGUUGGUUGGGCGAGUUGAUGGUGUGCAAGUGCAGGGUGUUGCUACUGGAGAUGCUGGUUCGAGUGGCAGUUUCGCAACUGCAAGGAGGAUCGAGGAUGAUUCCGGGCAGAGAGUGGUUGAUGUCUCUGGGUCGGAUCUUAUUGGGACGGAGGAUUCGGUUGAUGCGAUGGGCGCGGUGACAUUUGCUGAUGAGGAGGAUUCGGGAUUCUUCGGACCUUCGUCUAAUAUUGCAUUCUUGAGACACCUCUCGAGGGCAGUUGUCCAACAGGGGUACCUCCUUUCACCUGGUGCAGCGGAAGGCGGCUUCGUCAAUGCUUCACGACCACCCUCACCACCUCGCCAAGCAUCUUAUGAUCAACGGUCAAAAGUCAACAUGUUUGCGCUGCCUCCUCAGUCGGAGACACUGGCGCUAAUACAACGGUAUUUUUCCGAAACGGGGCUGCUCUUCCCGUACAUAUAUCCGCCCGUCUUUUUGGAGACAUAUCAUCAAAUGACGGGAGAGAAUUUCAGCAAAGUACGACGAACGUGGCUUGGCUUGUUGAAUAUGGUUUUGGCAAUGGCUACAAUCACUGCUAUGCCUGGUGGUGCGAGAGCCGAUGCCCGGAUCUCCGAGUCGGAUGUUUUCUAUCAACGUGGUCUGGGGUUGUGUGGAAGUGAGAUCUUGCGAGGGACAACUCUGGAAGUUGUACAAUAUCUCCUGCUCAUGGGUCAAUACCUACAAGGCACACAGAAGUCUGUUCAGGCUUGGACCGUGCAUGGAUUAGCGGUCAAAGCUGCGCUUCAGCUUGGUUUGCACUCGAAGAAUGCCUCCAGGUCCUUUGCACCACUUGAGCAGGAGACUCGCAAGCGAACUUGGUACGGUUGCGUAGUACUUGACAGAACUUUGAGUAUGACCUUCGGAAGACCUAGCUCGAUUCCAGACAACUACGUGAAACUCGAACUGCCCUCAAAACGAGACUUCGAAAAAACAUCAGCGUUUGUGGAUGACGAAACCUCUUAUCUCAGCGUGUCCUUCUUCAACUCAACGAUCACCUUAUACAAACAAUUAUGGAACGUUCUCGACCUCCUCUACGGUCAGAAUAUAGGCUGUGAUACCCCCCUCUCCGUCAGCGAGACAGUCGCCCACAUCUUCAGCAUGGAACAACAACUUUUCUCCUGGGAACGCUCCCUCCCCCCAUCCCUCCAACUCGUAUCAACAAGUAUCCUCACCGAAAUGCCUCCAGAACAAACAUCCUCAAGCUUUCAGUACUUCUCCUGGAAAUUCCGCGUCAUCCUCACCCUCCGAUAUCUCAAUCUCCGGGUUCUACUACAUAGACCCGUGUUAGUGAAAUUCAUCGCUGCGAGUCGCUGUCCCGAUCGUGAUCCGCGGGAUUUGGAACUUCUGCAGCAAAUGGGGAUGAAUAGUAUGCAGAUUGUCGUUGACUCUGCCAUGGAUAUUAUUGAUAUUGUGUGGAGGGUUGUUUCGGAGCCUGGGUGGAAGCAGAGUUUGCUUGGGGCGUGGUGGUUCUCAUUAUAUUAUACAUUCAAUGCAGCGGUGGUUCUGAUCGGUACGGUCUGGGUUUAUCGAGACACGAGCCUUUGCAGCGCUUCGAUGACUGCUCAAGCUAAGAAAGUGCAGCAGUACCCAUCUCGCGCAGUGAUGGCUCUUUCCAAGCUGGACGAUGGGAAUCGACUGAUUGAUCGGUGCCGGUAUUAUCUGGAGCAGUUUAAUAAUAUCUUGGUUGAUCCUGAAACCGAUCUUGAUGGCCUGAUGCCCGUACUGCCAGCGCUGGCGGGUAUUCGUGGCGCCAACCCAGCCGCUAAUUAUAGUCUUUCGCCGUUUGGAAUGGAGCUGGGAGAGUUCAUGAUAGAUGACGAUUUGGUGGCUAUGAUAGAUAAGCAUGGUCUUUUACCGCAGGAUGCGGGAUCAGCAUACCCUGUAUAAUAUGUUCAAUAUUACCAGAGCUACCCGGAGGUAGCAAAGCAUGAACGACCAACAGGAAAUAUCGCAUGAUUAGGUAUAUGUAUUAUGGCGAGGAAUUACUCCUGAUAGCAACCAAAUGCUUAUUUAUCCCUUCGCCAAGCGCUAUCCCAUCCGUUCCACUCACUCCCCGUUCAUCUUCGCCAAAUUAGCCUUAUGCGCAAUCUUCGCCAGCAACGGCGCCAUUCCAGCAUGGUUACACUCCGGCUGGAACCUCUUAGUCAACAACGGCGAAAUCUCUUCCACCUUCGCCUCGUCGAUACCAUCCCUCUUCGAGAAACUGAAUCCCGGUGUCCGCUGCACACAGCUGUACUGCGCAUCCGCACCGCGCAGCGCACAAAUCUCAUUCUUCGCACAAUCCCCCGUGCAAGCGGGCACAUUGUAUCCGCGUGUGCGUCUAGCCCAGAAUUCAUUGAACACUGACGAAUCCUUUUCCAUGGCGACGGUCACAUUGUGCCAGAAGGCCGGGGUGAGUUCGGCGGUGUCGUCGGGACGAGCGGAGAUUUUAGAGCCGUAGUCCUUCUUGGCGGUAUAAUAGGGAACCCAAUUCGGUUUUGUUUGGAAGCCGGGGUCGCUAAUGUUGGCGAUAUACUGGGUGUAAUCCAACACACCGAACGUAACGGGGUCGAUGUCGUACACUCGGAAAGAAGGUGAACCGGAUGUGGGCGUCAUGGAUGGGGCGACGUAGCCCAUUGCCGUGGCGGUGUUCCAGUUUCGAUUUUUGUAGUCCGAGUAUGAGAUUUGGAAUUCGUCCGUGUGCGUGUGUCCGAAGAAUAGGCCUGCGAUUGUUGCUUCGUAUCGCUGGAUAAUCUGAUCAAAGUAGUGCGAGUGGUCGCGGAAAUGGUCUACAUCUCCCGAUGGGAUGUGCGAGAUUAGCCAGACACGUUGGCCGGCGGUUUCGGCGGAUUGGAGUUCUUUGAUUAGCCAGGUGAGUUGACCGUCGGGGUCGUAUUCCAUUGGUUCGGUGUAGGAGAAGAAGUUGUAUUUGUAGUAGAAGAUGCUGUUGUAGGAGAUGAUGCGGAGUUUGCUGUUUGGGUGGAUGGCAGAGUAGGAGCCGUAUUCGUUUGCAUUUUGGACGCUAUCAAUCCCUGUGAGGGCCAUCCAGUCGGCUGUGAGGGCGUCGUAGGCCCAUUGGGGGUUAUAUUUGCUGGGGACUUUGCGGGAGGGGAAGAGAUUGAGUGGUGCGGCGUCGUGGUUACCCAGAGCAGCGUACACGAGGCCGAGAUGGUUCUCCAUCGCGCCGUAGGUGGCGUUGAGGUCUUGCAGGACUUCUUCUUUGGUCACGAGCCAGACAUCGUGGGCAACGACGUCACCGGUGUAGAUUGAAAAGGCCGGGUUGAGCUCUGCGAUGGCAGUCAUCAUGCUUUCUUGGAGUUGGUGAGGAGGAUCACAUUUAGUGUUGCCGAAUGGUCCGCAUGGCUUGUCCGUAGUUCCCGGGGCAUCUUUGUCACUGUAUACACGGCAGCAGAUAGGCUUUGAGCAGUCAUAGUUGGAGCCGAUCUCGUAGGAUAGAUCGACGUGGGUAUCGCUGAAGUGAACCACCUUGAUGGGAGGUUUACCGCUCGGUGGUGGGCGAUUGUGUGCGGGCUUGGGCGAGGGGAAAGCCAAGUCGAAUGGACGGACAUCUGGAAAGUCACAAAGACCGACCAGCGCAGAGCAGAGAGUCUUGGCCGUGUGCGAGCCCACAUGCAUGUUCUUGAUCGCGUAAUGCAAGGCAGGUACCUCACUGGCGAUGACCCCGGCGCAGACAUCUCGAU
This is a messenger RNA of Penicillium brasilianum, 4167 nucleotides long. Lineage: Eukaryota; Fungi; Ascomycota; Eurotiomycetes; Eurotiales; Aspergillaceae. The record is from the annotation of a GenBank genome assembly.